AUGCCCACGAUCCUUACACCACAAGGAUGGGUCAAAGUUGCACCUCCUCCUCCUCGCAAGAAGCAACCGGUCUCCAACCCCAAAGCUGCCCUUCGAGGUCCCCUGGCAUAUUUAGCCUGUCAACCACAGGCACCGACCCUCAACGUCGGCGGCGGGAACGUCAGCAAGGGGAAAGCGCCCUUCCCGUACGAUCUAAGCGCCAGUCCCGAGGCGCUGAAGCGACAGAGCCAGGCGAGCAGGACCGUCUCAGCCCCAGUCAUGCACGGAGCUCUGAGACCAAGUGGCGAGGACGAGAACGAGAACGAGAUCAGGAACGUCCGACCUGAGAUGGAAACCCGGCUGCCUCCACCACCGGGAUCGAUACCGAAGUCGAGAUCCAGGAGUUCCCGGCACCACCACGAUGACGAUGACCGGUCCGUAGCCAGUUCGGGCUCCAACCUAAGUUCGCCGUCGAGUUCCAGUUCAAAAUCGAGCGCCAGUUCCAGGUCCAGUGCCCCGUCGGUCAAGUCGUAUACGCGACGUAGGCCUGUCGAAGCAAGGCCUGCGGGGCACCCACACCCACACCCACAGCCACCGGCAGGUCCGAGGGACUACUUCUAUCCCGCGCCGAGAUAUGAGCACCAAUUUGCACCUCCUCCGACGCCGCAGGUCGUGCAUGUCCCGAUGCCGAUGGGCAUGUCGAACGGGCGGAGUCUGUCGUAUAGUUGGUAUAAUGCCACGACGCCGCUGAAUAUCAAGUGA
Molecule: messenger RNA, 741 nt
Organism: Cladophialophora carrionii CBS 160.54
Lineage: Eukaryota; Fungi; Ascomycota; Eurotiomycetes; Chaetothyriales; Herpotrichiellaceae
Exons: 1
Coding region: 1-741 (246 amino acids)
Source: RefSeq, a predicted model, not a curated record